GAGGUCUCGUGUGCUUUUAAACUGUGCAUGAAUGAUCAAGGAAGAAACACAGCAAGCAAGCCAGCCACGAAGACUCGAGGAAUAUCUCACAAGUUAAACUAGAAGAACUAAGAAAAAAACAACAACAACAAUAACUCUGAAAUAAACCACAGUGUAGACAAACACGCAUCUGGCGACCUUUAACAUUAUAGUUUAUUUGUGUUUGUUUAAAAAGAAGGCAAAGGAAUUUUUUUUUGUUUGUUGCUGAUUACAUAACAUUUUUGGAAAAUGCAAAAACUCUGCGCACUUCUCGUCUUAUUUUUCCUGGCAUCGGUUUACACUGAAUCGCAGGUGAGGGAGACAGAAACAUGGGUCCCUUCUGAUCAGAAAUCAGGUGAAGACGUCGAUGUCUCCUCUGGCGACUUUCCCAACAGCUCUGACUUCGGCUUCAUGAACAAGGAUGAGCUCGACACUUACGAUGAUGAGGAUGACGAAGACGACGAGGACUACGAGGUCUCUGGUUCCGGCGAUGAAGAUGAUGAUGAGGAGGAGGAGGAAGAGGAAGUUGUAAUUGAGAAUCCCAAAGACUACAAUGACGUGGUUUCAAAGUCUCAGCCGGACCUUAACAGCAACAGAAUCCCUGAAGACGAGAGGACUGUCGGCAAGAAGAACGAGGUGGAUGAGAAGGAGCUGGUGUCCCAGAACGAGGUGGGGGUGAGGAGCAAGGCGCCCAGGGAUGACGUUGACACCAACGUGCUCAUGGCAAGCACUUCAAACGAGAGCAUGUUUCAAAGAACAGAGGUCUUAGCAGCUCUGAUCGCUGGGGGUGCCGUUGGCCUGGUCUUCGCCGUCCUCCUCGUCCUCCUCCUCAUCUACCGCAUGAAGAAGAAGGAUGAAGGGAGCUACGAGCUCGCCAAGAAGCCCAUCUACACGAAAGCCCCCACAGCCGAGAUCUACGCAUAGAGCCCGGUAUGGACUUCAUACCAGCGGGGCCUCCAGCGCGCGGGAAAGACUUUCUCUGCUACGUGUAUGCCUAAAGCAACAAACUUCAGACUUGGUCAUGCUUAGAACAAUUCAAAUAGAUUGCAGGAGAUCAAACAAGAACUACAACAAAAGAGAACCCACAAGCUUCAGUAGAAUUGUGAAACAGAAGUGACCUGAAGAAGGGUGUUGUUGUUGGGGCUGUUGCUACUGCAGCCACUCGAGGGUCGGGGUGGGGUUAGGGGGCGUGUAAAAGUAUUGGAUAAAGAACAUGUUUUUAAAGAAUGCCCAGAGGUGAGGUUUAAUGCACCAAGUCUUAGAUCAGUCGUUUUUAGGCCCUUUUUGUUUUGUGUUUUGUUUUUUACAGCAACUUUAUUUUGACACUAAUAUGAUGCAAAAGAACUAUGAAAUUGUCGGGAGUUAGCCCUGGUGUUAGACCAAAUCAAAGACCCAGCUCUGGUGCUGUUGGACAGUGCUACUAGUGUUUGUUUCUUGAAGGAAACGGACCUUCAUUCCUCGAGGCGACUCGGAGCAGGGUCUCAACAGACACCGUAUACCAAAUGCUUCACGUUAACGAAAGCCAAAUUCUUUUUUUAAUGUCAAUGUUGCAAAUGUUUUGGCUGCAUAUUUCACAGCUGCUUUGAAUUGAGUUUGUUGUAAGCCUCCCUGGGUUGACUACAGUCUCUUGUGGAGUGUACCCUGGGAGUGCUCGUCUGCUUCUGUAUUUGAAUAGAAAUGCUGUGCUGUUUUUAGGUUUGUAGAAAUUUCCAAAAUAAAUAUUGUUUUCUAUUAAUUUAACUAUUCAAAAUUAUUGUAUUGCCUUUUUUUGUUUUUCAGUGGGGGGAGUAUUGCUUUACACCCCCUCUCUAAGUUGUUGUACAUGUGUUAAAUUUUAUAUACUCUCUUUUUCAAAUGUUCAGAAAUAGUUUUAUAACAGUUUUUAUAUUGUAAAAGUUUAUUUCAUUUUAACCGUUACUGUAAGCAGUAUAUUUUGUAGAAGGAAAGAAAAUAUAACUUCAGGGCUUUAUUAUUAUUUUGUAUUUAAUUUUUGCUUUUAAAAAUGACCCGUGUGCCAUGUGCAUGGCAAACCUGCUGCUGUUUCAAACCGGACAUGAAACACUACUCUGUAGUGAUGUGACUCAAACGCGCACCUCGCAUUCAUUCAGGAGUGCAGGGUCUUGCAAUAUUGUUUUGGGAGGUCAAGGGUUAACCUCAGAAAGCCUGCCCGCAUGUUACUGACUCCUUGUUAAACUAACCGCGCUUAUCAGCAGCCGUUCAAUCUGGUUGUUGAAAUGUAGCGUGUUUCUGAUAUCCUGGUACAUAUUCUGGUACUAUAAAGUAACUCUGAGAUGAGUGCUUUCAACAGAUAUAUAUAUUUUUUUUGGCAGGGAUUUUUAGACCAGCUAUUAUUUAUUGGUGUCUUUUUAGAAAUAUUUGUUCAUAUUGGCUGUGGCCGUUUUAUGAGAGAGAAUCAUACAUGUUAACAGCUUCAAACUUUUUUUUUUUUUAUUUUUAAGCUGGUCGUUUUCAACAGGUUGUCGCCCCAAAAAUGGGCAAGUGAAUAUUUCUCAGUUUAAAUCUGUGUUGGUUAUUUUAUCUAACAGGCAGCCUCGUUGGUCUUGCUAACCUUAUUACUGAAAGACUGAGCUGUCCUUCUCUACUUACAAGCACAAUACAGGAGAGGAAACUGUUUCUUUUGUUUUCUCUCCCAUAAACUAACCCUGCUAACUGCAGCCAGUGUAUCCCUGAUGCAUGCUGCACAAUUUAAACCAUUUAAAAAGAACAAAAGAAAAGGGGCCUUAAUCCCUUUAGACCGAAUCAUGAAGCUAAAUGGUUUUUCCAGUCACAUACCUGUCGAUUUAAAGCUAUAUAUUUUGGUACAGAAGGUACCGUAAUGUUUGUGUUGGGAUACAUGUGCAUGUAAAUACUGGCGUCCCGUCCUGUCCACUCUCUGAUGGAGAUGUGUUGUCUUGCCCUCUGUUUUUUUUUUUGAUUGUUUUUUUUUUUCUCUUCUGUACAUACUGUAAUCAUAUUUGAUUUCUGAUGUUUUAUUAAAGAUCUGUUUACUCCA
Messenger RNA from Acipenser ruthenus (sterlet), 3031 nucleotides. RefSeq names its product syndecan-4-like. Gene Ontology annotation, cellular component: membrane; cell surface. The record is from RefSeq and is a predicted model, not a curated record. Gene Ontology annotation, biological process: cell migration. Lineage: Eukaryota; Metazoa; Chordata; Actinopteri; Acipenseriformes; Acipenseridae. The transcript has 5 exons. Bases 268 to 942 code for a protein of 224 amino acids.